GACAUCUCGCAAACAGCUCUGACGAUUACUACUCAGCAACGAUUUAUCGACGGCAAAAAGAAGAGCAUUUCUAGGGCUCUUCGCGACCACUCUCGAUUCUCACCGCAUGCGCCUGAUAUCUGUAGCAAGUACCACCACUGACACGGAUUAGCAGCUUCUAGCGCGAAUCCGUCCCGGGCACAGCGGGGAGACUCCAUCAAGCGAAAGAGUUGCGCUAGCAGCACGAUCGAGUUCUGCACGCCGAGAGUGCUUGGUGCGGUCAAGAGCUACUAUGGUCACAUCACGGUCAAGCGCAAAUGCACCGGGGCUUGACUUUGAGCCGAGCCGACCGUUGCAGGACGCCUGGCGCCACACGCCCCGCAGCCAAGGCCACGGCUCUGAUGAGAGUGAGCCCUACGCCAACGCCCACCAGCAGGAGCAGCAGGAGCCCGCCCCCAGCGCCUGCUGCUUCCCCCACAAGUCCUGCAUGCGCUGGUGCUAUGCCAGCUUAUCUGCUGGCUGCAGGAGCGCCCCCUGCCAGCUUUGCCAUGCCUAUGACAACCACUGGCGCCCGCAGAAGCCGCCCGGCCUGCCCAAGGCACCGAAGCUCGUUGCCCCGACCAAGCCCGCCACCGCUGCAAGCUCCAUCUCUACCUCCACCGUCGCCCACAUCUCGACCUCGCCGCGAUGGGGCGAUGAGGAUGAGGACGAGGCUGACGGACUCGACCUGAGCGACCUCUUUGAGCAGACGCCCUGGGUGAAGCAGGGACUGGCGGAGCUGGCCGCGGCCGAGCAGCAGCAGGCGGAAGCCGCGGCGGCCGCGCCCGCGGCAGCGUCAGAGUCUGGCGGCAGCAGCAGCAGCAGCAGUAUUGCCCCUCGCACCAGCAUUAGCAGCAGCGGUGGCGCGAGCAGUAGCUGGGCGGACGAGGUUGAGGCUCAUGAGGAGGCGGAGGAGGAGCUCGACCUUGGGUCGCUCGCCGACUGGAUGAAGGAGGGCCUGGCGGAGCAGGCGGCGGCGGCGGCGGCAGCUGCCAGCGGCACCAGCGGCAACCCCAGCGGCCGCCGCUGGGCGGAUGAAGUUGAGGAGGAGGAGGACGGCGAUUUCGGCGCCUACCUCGCCUCGCUGUCGCCCUGGAUGGCAGAGGAGAUGGCGGCGAUGGCGGAAGCAGAGGCCGAGGGGGAGUGCGUGCUGGCGGCGGCCGAGGAGGAGCAGGAGGAGGCCGUCGUCACUGAGCGGGAGGACGCGCCUGACUCGCCGCUUAGCUCGUGCUGCUGCGCCGUGCCGGACAGCGCCCGCACCAGCCGCACCGCCAGCAGUUGCAGCCUGCUCUCGGUUGCGGCGGCCGCAGGCACCGGUGGAACUGGCCGGUGAAGAUAUUGCGUUUGCUGGCCUCAUUGACGUUGUAACUGUAAUGCACU
This is a messenger RNA of Chlamydomonas reinhardtii, 1398 nucleotides long. RefSeq lists its product as uncharacterized. The record is from RefSeq and is a predicted model, not a curated record. The transcript has 3 exons. NCBI's taxonomy places the organism in Eukaryota, Viridiplantae, Chlorophyta, Chlorophyceae, Chlamydomonadales, Chlamydomonadaceae. Bases 272 to 1351 code for a protein of 359 amino acids.